Marasmius oreades (fairy-ring Marasmius) is the source of this 1801-nucleotide messenger RNA. RefSeq lists its product as uncharacterized. The record is from RefSeq and is a predicted model, not a curated record. The transcript is spliced from 14 exons. The coding region runs from base 21 to 1664 and encodes 547 amino acids. Gene Ontology annotation, molecular function: oxidoreductase activity, acting on paired donors, with incorporation or reduction of molecular oxygen; iron ion binding; heme binding. NCBI's taxonomy places the organism in Eukaryota, Fungi, Basidiomycota, Agaricomycetes, Agaricales, Marasmiaceae.
GCUCGAUCCAACCCACCAUCAUGUUCAUACUCAAACGAGUCGAUGUGGCUGUUACAGCUCUCUCCCUCGUUCUUUUCUUCUCUUUAUAUUUGCUCAAGCGUCGAUCUACUCUCAGGAUUCUCAGAGGUCCAGCUGCUUCAUCAUAUCUGUUAGGGCUUGAACACGAUUUACGAGUGAAAGGCCUUGUCUCCAUUUUGUCCCAGUGGUCAAAGGAUUACGGGACAGCUUAUAGAUUUCCAGGUUGCUUUGGGAAAAACUUCCUCGUGAUUUCAGAUCCACGUGCCAUACAUCGUGUUCUGCAAGAAUCGGACGACUAUCCUGAAGCUGCGGACAUCAAAAGACUAUUCGAGAUGAUUUUUGGGCGAGGUGUGCUUUGGGCAACAGGUGAAGAUCACAAACGACACCGAAGGGUUCUAAGUCCAGCUUUCUCAAUCAAUCAUAUGCGACAGUUCCUCCCCUUAUUCCAGGGUCAUCUUAACCACCUCGCGGAGAAGUGGAACAACGCUUUACAAGGCAGGAGUCAAACCAUCAACAUUAUACCUUGGUUCCAUAAAGUCACCCUCGAUAUCAUCGGUGAAAGCGCGUUCAAUUAUCAUUUUGGUGCAAUCGAGAAUAAGCCAAACGAACUCACAAAGACUCUCUAUGAUCUCGAAAACCUCGGACUAGACCAGUCUCCAGGCAUGACAUUAGCCGUAGCCUUACCGCGAUACAUCCCGGAUGCCGUCGCAACCUGGCAAGCGAAAAACUUCCCAGUAUACUUCGACCGGAUCGCCAAGCGGUACUUGGAAGUGUCUAACCAGAAGGCGAGAGAGGUUAUGAAGGAAGCCGGGUUGGACUUGAGUGGAGGUGGCGAAACUGAUGAGGAGGUGCCGAUUGGGACAGGAACGGAAAGGGACGUUUUGAGUAUCCUUGUUCGUGCAAACAGGGCAGAAGAUCCCAGAAAGCGGUUGAGUGAGGGUGAGAUGUUGGCUCAGAUGUCUACUCUCAUCCAAGCGGGUCACCAUACCACUGGUUAUACUCUUUCAUGGAUCCUUUACGAAAUCGCCGCUCAUCCGGAAGAUCAAGCGAAGGUUUACGAAGAGAUCAAACAUAUCCGCGAGACGAAUUCCGGGGGUCUUACCAGUUCAGAUUACGAUUCGAUGAGUCAUUUAAAUUUGGUUCUCAAGGAAGCCCUCCGUCUUCAUCCCGUUCUACCUACGCUGGAAAGGGAAGCAAUGAAGAACGAUGUCCUCCUUCUGGACUUUCCUGUUGUAUCUAGAAACGGAAAAACGGUUGAUGCGAUACCGGUCAGGAAAGGGCAGCGGAUCAAGGUGGAUAUAUCGAGUUAUAAUAGGUUGGAGAGUGUAUGGGGAGAAGACGCAAGCUCGUGGAACCCAAAACGAUUCGAGACGUCAGAAUCGGAAGGCAAGACUCAGACUCAAGUUGGCAUGUUUGCUAACAUCUUGACAUUCAGUGGUGGGCCUAAGGGAUGCCUUGGUUGGCGAUUCGCCGUGAUGGAAAUGCAAGCCAUCAUGACCGGUUUGCUCGAACGAUACGAGUUCUCAAUUCCUCCGGACGUGGAGAUCGAAGCAGGAAAUCCUGGUUUGGUUGUUCCGACCGUUAAGGGGAAGGAAACGGAAGGCACGCAGCUUCCGUUGAAGGUGACUCCAAGGGCUUCGGCGUGAGUGGUUGUAGGGAUUUUGCGAUACAGUGAAUGUAAGGAAUGAUCGCUCGUACUAUGUUUAUCCAUAAAAGGCCAUCUAUUGAAAAAAAGUAUACGGACGGUACAAUCUCAACAGCUGUCGUGGCCCCACCGCUACCC